Molecule: messenger RNA, 1786 nt
Organism: Melitaea cinxia (Glanville fritillary)
Lineage: Eukaryota; Metazoa; Arthropoda; Insecta; Lepidoptera; Nymphalidae
Product: putative protein FAM10A4
Exons: 9
Coding region: 133-1293 (386 amino acids)
Molecular function (GO): protein dimerization activity; Hsp70 protein binding
Source: RefSeq, a predicted model, not a curated record
UCAAACUGAAUGCAUGAAAGAGAAUUCUUGAAAGAAUUUAAGAAUAGUUAUUAGCGUAUGCCGUAUUGCAUACUUCGGGAAUUUUCUUGAAGUUAUUGUCUUUUGUUACAAAAAAAAUAACCGAUAUCAAUAAUGAGUUGCCCAUUUAACGAGGAACAGUUAUCGCAAUUAAAAGCUUUCGUUGAAAUAUGCAAAGCACAGCCGCAAAUUUUACAACAUCCGAAGUUGUCGUUCUUUAGAGAUUAUUUAGUAACACUCGGAGUCAUUUUACCUGAGGUUGCUCAAGAAAAUAAAGAGUUUGCAGCAUCAGGGGAUAAUUCAAGUGCUAAUGCUGAUGUUAAGGCUGAAAUGUCGACAGAAGAAGAAUCGGAACCUGAGUCUGAUGUAGAACUUGAUAUGGAAGGUGUCAUUGCCGACACAUCUGAGGCCAAUCAAGACAUGGGAGAUGAUUCAAAAGAAGUGACAGAUGAAGACCGAGAUCUAUCAGAUCAGAAGAGGUCUGAAGCUAUGCAAGCUUUCUCUGAACAAAAAUAUGAUGAAGCUAUAGCUCUUUACACAGAAGCAAUAAAGCUAAAUUCACAAAGUGCUUUACUAUUCGCUAAGAGAGGACAGGUAUUCCUUAAACAGAAUAAGCUACAUGCCUGCAUCAAGGACUGUACAAAGGCCUUGGAGCUCAAUUGUGACAGUGCAGCUGCAUACAAAUUUAGGGGACGUGCUUAUAGUCUUCUGGGCAAGUUUGAAGAAGCAUCGCACGACCUUUGCGAGUCACUUAAAAUUGAUUACGAUGAUCAAGCCAAUGAAUGGUUUUCUUUAGUAAAACCUAAUGCUGAGAAACUUCGUCAACACAAACUUAGUGUUCAACGUAAAAAAGAAGAAAAAGAGCACCGUGAAAAACUACAUAGAGCUCGUAAAGCUCAAGAGGCUCGUGCUAAAGCUGCUGAAGAACAGGCACAAGCACAGUCGCAGUCGCAAUCUCAACCUGGUUUCCGUUCAGGAGGUCCCCCUGGAAUGGGAUCCUUUGAUUCUGCUGAUUUCUACAAACUACUCUCUGAUCCUGAUCUUUUUGCUGCUUUAAAGGAUCCAGAGACAUCAGCUGCAUUCUACGAUGUGUCUUCAAAUCCUGCCAAUUUUGUAAAGUACCAAAACAAUCCCAAAGUACUUGCUGCAUUAGAGUUGUUGAAAAGUAAAUUUGGAAUGGGAGGUGGUGCUGCACCAGGUGGAUUUGGAGGUUUUGGAGGUGGUGCUCCCCCAACUGGUGCUAAGAAUGCUGAUGACGAUGUUGGUUUGGAUUAGAAUUAUAUAUCUAUUUUCAAUCACAAUUAAUUUGAACACCCAUUAAAAUUUAAUAUGUUUUAUAGUUCAUUGAUAUUGAAAUAAAAAUUUAAUAAUUCUCCUAUUAGAAGGAUGGAUUGAUAAUGUUAUUAUCAAAAACAAUUUUAAUUUUUGACAAUUACUCAGUUGUUUUGAAAUUAUUUGGUCUAUCCCAUCAAUAUGCCAGCAUAUAAGUAAUUAUAUCCAUAUUUCUAAAUUUUCGUUUUAAGCUGGAAUAUGUAUUUAAUUUUACAUUAAUGUUUCGUAUUUAACGAUUUAAUGCAUUUAUUGAUAUGUAUAAUUACAUAAUGAAAAAUAUUUUUUUUUAAUCAAAAUUAGAUCUAUAGUUUAAAAAGUUUAUGUAAUGUAUAUUGAUCACUUUUUGGGAGUGGUUUUUUUUUUAAUUUCGGCGUCAGAAACUAUUAUAAUAGCAAUGUGUACUUUAUUUUGCUAGUAAUUAAACACCAAAAAUGAA